UUCCCCCCCCUUUCAAGGGCUAUGCCCGUGGGCGCUCCGAAUGGAGGGGAGUGAGGGACUUGCUUACCGUUGCCCAGCUUCGCGCAUGCGCACGUCGCUCCGUUACCGUUCCUUGGGACACAAACACGCUGCUCUUGUUGUUUUCUCCUUGCAGCUGGGGGCAGGAAGAUGCCGGGGAAGUUGAAGGUCAAGAUCGUGGCCGGACGCCAUUUGCCAGUGAUGGACCGAGCCAGUGAUCUGACUGACGCCUUCGUGGAGGUAAAAUUUGGAAAUACCACAUUUAAGACAGAUGUGUACCCCAAAUCUCUCAAUCCUCAGUGGAACUCAGAAUGGUUUAAAUUUGAGGUAGAUGAUGAAGACCUACAAGAUGAGCCCCUGCAGAUCACGGUUCUUGAUCAUGACACCUACAGUGCUAAUGAUGCCAUUGGCAAAGUGUACAUUGAUAUUGAUCCUUUGCUCUAUAGUGAGGCAGCUACAGUUAUCUCUGGAUGGUUUCCAAUUUAUGAUACCAUACAUGGUAUCCGUGGGGAGAUCAAUGUGGUAGUGAAAGUAGACCUCUUCAAUGAUUUAAACCGUUUUAGGCAGUCAUCCUGUGGAGUCAAGUUUUUUUGCACCACAUCUAUUCCAAAGUGUUAUAGAGCUGUAGUAAUUCAUGGAUUUGUGGAAGAGCUGGUUGUUAAUGAAGACCCCGAAUACCAAUGGAUAGACCGAAUCCGUACUCCAAGGGCAUCAAAUGAGGCUAGACAGAGACUUAUUUCACUGAUGUCAGGUGAACUUCAAAGGAAGAUUGGCUUGAAGGUACUUGAAAUGAGAGGGAAUGCAGUUGUUGGUUACUUGCAGUGUUUUGAUUUGGAGGGAGAAUCUGGACUAGUAGUACGAGCCAUAGGAACAGUCUGUACCUUGGAUAAAAUAAGUAACACAGCAUUCUUACCUGCAUGUAAUUCCCCAUCUAAAGAAAUGAAGGAGAUUCCUUUCAAUGAAGAUCCCAAUCCCAAUACUCAUUCAUCAGGACCCUCCACCCCUCUGAAAAACCAAACCUAUUCCUUUUCACCUUCCAAGUCCUACAGUCGACAGUCCUCUUCUUCUGACACAGAUUUGAGUUUGACACCCAAAACUGCACCUUCCCCACAGGGGCCUAGGAUUUUCCUGUUUCCUAGCUCCCCUACUCUGUCUUGUGGUUCCCCACAGCUUAACAAGUCCUGUCUCCUCCUCCCGGGGUCUAGCCUUAACCCUCUUCACUCUAGCCAUGUCAGCCCAUUUGUUCUGAGGAAAAGUGUCUCUUUCACUGAAGAGCUGCUUCUGGCUGGAAUGGGCAGUGGAAGUGCUGGAAAAGAAGGGGGACCGUUUAAAGCUCUAUUAAGACAACAGACACAGACAGCUCUGGAGCAAAGGGAAGGAUCGCCUCAUAGGUUCUGUCGAAGGCGGGAAUUUCCCUUUUUUACCUUGACGGCCUUUCCACCUGGCUUCCUUGUCCAUGUUGGUGGUGUGGUCAGUGCACGCUCUGUGAAGCUUUUGGACCGCAUCCACAAUCCUGCCUUUGUCGGAAUUAUGGGUAACACAAGAUCAUACAAACUGCUAGACUGGAAUAGUUUCAAUUCAGAUGAACCAGAGACACGAGAUGCGUGGUGGGCAGAAAUCAGACAAGAGAUAAAAUCCCAUGCCAAAGCAUUGGGUUGUCAUGCUGUAGUGGGCUACAGUGAAUCAACUAGCAUUUGUGAAGAGGUCUGUAUUUUGUCCGCGUCUGGCACAGCAGCUGUACUGAACCCUAGGUUUCUCCAGGAUGGCACCAUGGAAGGCUGUUUGGAACAAAGGUUGUCAUGGCAGCCUGGCUUCUUUUCCAUAGGGUCAGAGAAGGGAGAGGUUGAUUUUUUUCCUCAGAACCAAGAUAGUUCUUCUCUAUUAGGGAUAGAAGAAACUUCACCUCCAGGUUGUGGAUUUUUCCACAUACCAUAUGAUGAACUGAACAUGCCAUUCCCUGCUCAUCUCACAUACUGUUACAACUGCAGAAAACAAAAGGUUCCUGAUGUUCUUUUCACAACAAUAGAUCUGCCUGCAGAGGCAAUGGUUAUUGGGAAGGGAUGUCUUAUUCAAGCCAGGUUAUGUCGCCUGAAAAAGAAAGCUCAAGCUGAAGCAAAUGCAACAUCCAUCAGUAAUCUGUUGCCAUUUAUGGAAUAUGAAGUACACACCCAGCUAAUGAAUAAACUUAAAUUGAAAGGAAUGAAUGCUCUGUUCGGUCUGAGGAUUCAGAUUACAGUGGGUGAAAAUAUGCUGAUGGGCUUGGCAUCUGCCACUGGUGUGUAUCUGACAGCUUUACCGACCCCUGGUGGUAUUCAGAUUGCUGGGAAGACUCCAAAUGAUGGCGCCUAUGAACAGCAUGUUUCUCACAUGCAAAAAAAAAUAAAUGAUACAAUAGCAAAAAACAAGGAGCUUUAUGAGAUUAACCCUCCUGAGAUACCAGAGGAAAUCAUAGGGUCUCCCUUUCCAGAACCAAGACAGCGUUCCAGGCUGCUAAGAUCUCAGUCAGAAAGUUCUGAUGAAGUUAUGGAACUGGACCUUUCACAUGGGAAAAAGGAUGCUUUUGUCUUGGAGAUUGAUGAUACAGAUGCAAUGGAAGAUGUACAUUCUUUACUGACGGAUGUUCCACCACCUCCAGGUUUUUACAGUUGUAACACAGAAAUUAUGCCUGGCAUAAAUAAUUGGACUUCUGAUAUACAGAUGUUCACCUCAGUAAGAGUAUCCAGAUUAAGCAACAUUAACCUGACAAAUCAAACACUUAACAAGAACUUUAAUGAUCUCUGUGAGAAUCUGCUUAAGAGUCUAUAUUUUAAGCUACGAUCUAUGAUUCCCUGCUGCCUUUGUCACGUAAAUUUUACAGUGGCUCUUCCAGAGGAUGAAGUAAUUCAGAUCACAGUCACAGCGGUUGCAAUAACAUUUGACAAAAACCAAGCUUUACAAACCAGUAAAGUCCCUGCAGAAAAAACAUUGCAAAGGGCCUCUACAGACAAUGAAGAGCAGCUACAAUUUCCAUUGGAACUUUGCUCUGAUCCUCUUGUUUCUCAACCAUUCUCACCAGCUAAAGAGGUCCUGGAGAAUGCAGGUUCCCACACAGGUAUACCAGCUGCACAGAGAGCAACGUCAGUUGAUUACAGUUCCUUUGCAGACAGAUGCAACAGCUGGAUAGAGCUCAUUAAACUGAAAGCUCAGACCAUAAGGCGUGGAUCAAUUAAGACAACUGCUUCUCUUGACAAAGCAAGUCCACUGGCUGAAGGACACUUGCGUCACCGUUCUGUUCCAUCAUGCACCAAUUCUACUGUCUCAGUUGUUAAGAUGACACCUCUUUCUUUUAUACCUGGGGCAAAAAUAACCAAGUAUCUUGGGAUAAUCAACAUGUUUUUUAUUCGAGAAACCACUUCUUUACGUGAGGAGGGCGGUGUCAGUGGCUUUCUCCAUGCUUUCAUUGCUGAAGUGUUUGCAAUGGUGAGGGCUCACGUUGCAGCUUUAGGGGGGAAUGCAGUUGUCUCGUACAUAAUGAAACAGUGUGUUUUCAUGGAGAACCCCAACAAAAAUCAGGCACAGUGUCUAAUAAAUGUCAGUGGGGAUGCAGUGAUCGUUGUACGUGAAUCUGAAUUAGAAAUGGUACCAAUGCAACCAUCUGCUGCUGUCUCUCAACCCGCAAGUGCUGGAGAUGUCACGACAUGAAACCAGAAGAAAUGGAAUGGCUCUGCCCGAAGUAAAAAGAUCUCUGCAAAAUGUGGGAAUGUUUAGCUUUACCUCUUCAAAAAUCAGUAAUUCUCCAAAAUAUUACAGUCAGCUAAAUCUGAGACAAUCACUAACCUUUGUCCAUCAACUUACAUAAUAGCCAGGGCAACAUUUUAUUGGCAAGUACCCUGUAAUUCCAUUUUUUUAAUCACUGGCCCCGUGAAAUCUAAGACAGAUGAGGCAUUGAUCUAAAGGAAUUCCAUAGAGCACCUGAAAUAAAACAGGAACUUACCUGUGUUUUUUCUUUAUGUAGUUGUUUGACAGGGCCAGAACAAAUAAUAACUCAAACAGUAUCUGAGUCUGAUAAUGCUUGUUCAUGUUAAUUUACUCUUAGUUAAUUUAAGAAACAAAAACUGGAAGAUAAUCAAGAAACUGGAAUCAGCUGCCUUUGAAUGAGCAAGAGAUCAUGAACCGGUUUAAAAAAAUAUUACCAAAUAAGCAAUCGUCUGAUAUUAAGUCUGUAACGAGCGUUAGCUCAUGGAACUUUGAGAGCAAAAAAGCACCAGAAAUGACUGUCUGAAUUUAGCAGCAUGCUAAAAUGUUUUUCAACUGUUUGUGAACUAGUGAAUAUUUUUAUUGUACAACAUAUUUUUUUAUUUUAAAUGUUCGUUAUUGUUGCUGCAUUGUAAGCAUAACUAUGGUAAAACAAAAUAAAUUAUUAUAUCUGGUUCAGGUAUUAUAAGUUCAUUUCAAUAUUAACAUUUGUACAAUGUUUUUUUUUAUUUUUUCAGAGAGUCUGCAAAAUAAUGUCUUAAACUACUGAAGUCCAGUUUUUUAGGGCAUGAUCUUGCAAUAUCGAUAUAGACAAAGUCAGAGAGACAGUCACCUGCAUAUUUGGAUGCAGAAUCAGGCCCUCUGUAUUUUGCUAUUUGGAAAUGCCUGGCUAACUUGAGUAAAAGAACAGUUAAAAUAUUUUAACUGACAUUAACUUCUGCAAGUCAGGUUUCCUUUCAAAUACAAUAAUUGGGAGAUGAUGGGUAUUGCAGGAAAAGGAAACAAUACAAAUCUUUUGAAGACUUUGGUAGAAUAAUAUAAAGACUGACUCUUUAGAUUUGAAGACACGUUCAUGGAAAUGUGUUGACAACAUCUAAUAUGGAACUUGAAUAAAUGUGUAAACUUGAAUGUAAAUAUUCUGUGUAGUCAGACCCAAAUAUCCCAUUGUAUAUGAGCAUGAAAAUCAUAUUCCUCUUUGUACAAUAAAUUUCUGUAUAAAA
Chrysemys picta bellii (western painted turtle) is the source of this 4973-nucleotide messenger RNA. It is a transcript of the gene C2CD5, whose product is annotated as C2 calcium dependent domain containing 5. Lineage: Eukaryota; Metazoa; Chordata; Testudines; Emydidae. Gene Ontology annotation, biological process: positive regulation of protein targeting to membrane; positive regulation of vesicle fusion; protein localization to plasma membrane. Gene Ontology annotation, cellular component: plasma membrane. The record is from RefSeq and is a predicted model, not a curated record. Gene Ontology annotation, molecular function: calcium ion binding; calcium-dependent phospholipid binding.